AUGGCUUUGUGCGAAGCUACAGUUUUUUCUCAGAAAUAUACUUUGAAAAUAGAGUUUAACAAUAAGAAAUCAGAUAACGAGCUGUUAAGAGAACUUGAUUCUCAUUCUUUAACCGAGUGUGCCGCGAUGUGUCAAGGCGAGUGUAGUUUCUAUGGAUUCCAUCCACAGAUGAAGAAAUGUCGUACCCACAAGAGGGUUUUCACGUCGGGAGUGUCUAAUGAGGGUGGCUGGAGAUACUACUCACACCACUCACAGGACUCAAUUCCCUUAGAUUGUAAAGAUCUUCAUAGAGGUAAUGGCUCUAUUUCCGGUGUGUACGAUAUUUACCCGUAUCGCACCAUUUCCAUUCCUGUCACCGUGUACUGUGAUAUGAAGACAAUGGGCGGGGGAUGGACGGCAAUUCAAAAACGUGUAAACGGAUCCGUGAGUUUCGUCAGGAACUGGGCGGAAUAUAAAAGUGGAUUUGGUGCCCCAGAACUGGAUUACUGGAUUGGACCUGCCACGGGAACCUUAGGCGACCGAAUGUUAGAUUAUGGGGACCCUAACAGAGAUCUGUCUGGGAUGUACUUCUCGACCCCAGACAGGGACAAUGACGGGUAUAGUACAUUACACUGUGCUGCAGCUAAUACCGUUAGAGGAGGCUGGUGGUUCAACGCCUGCAACCUCGCCUUCCUUAACGGGCAAUGGUCCCCGGGGUCCUGGAACAACCCGUGGUAUCCUACAGUGAGAGAUGGAUUGUCUAUAAGGGGGACCGCAAUGAUGUUAAGGCGUCACUAG
Saccostrea cuccullata (small rock oyster) is the source of this 777-nucleotide messenger RNA. Its product is annotated as microfibril-associated glycoprotein 4-like. The record is from RefSeq and is a predicted model, not a curated record. Bases 1 to 777 code for a protein of 258 amino acids. NCBI's taxonomy places the organism in Eukaryota, Metazoa, Mollusca, Bivalvia, Ostreida, Ostreidae. The transcript has 5 exons.